Effrenium voratum is the source of this 1021-nucleotide messenger RNA. The record is from the annotation of a GenBank genome assembly. Lineage: Eukaryota; Dinophyceae; Suessiales; Symbiodiniaceae.
GCAACCUGAAAAGGACAUCGCGUCAUGUGGCAGCUUGCUUCUGCUAUCGCCGUGAGCGCUGUCUUGGUGAUUUGGCUGCAGCCCAAGGAUGCCAGGAAGGCCCUGGUGCCGCCGGUGCAGACAGGCGCCGAGAACGCGACGGCGACGGAUAAUUCCACAGCGACUGCUAGCGCGGAGGCAAAGGCCCCGCGGAAAGGCAAGGGCAGCAAAGGCCCUCCCUACCCCCGGCUGCCUGCAGAAGAGCGCACCAGCGCGAGGCGCUGGACUCUUCAGGAGCUGGCCCUGCACGACGGCGAGAGCCGGGAGAGGCCUUUGCUGUUGGCCAUCUUGGGGGAGGUCUACGACGUGGGCCCGGGGGAGAGGUUCUACGGGCCUGGUGAGGGGUACCACGUCUUCGCCGGCAAGGACGCGAGCCGAGCCUUUACCACCGGCCAGUUCAACGACGGAGCUGUUCCAGGACUGAAGGGUCUCCUUCCGGAGCAGAUCAGCGAUGUGAUCAGCUGGAGGUCCUUCUACCAGAAGAGCGACAAGUAUCGCUUCGUAGGAUAUCUUGUUGGGGACUACUACGACGAGGAGGCGCAACCUUUGCGCGCGCUGCUGGAGCUUGAGGCCCUGCAGUCCCAGACGGAUGCGAACCAAAAGGUCAUUGCGGACCUGCGCAGUCGUUUUAAGGCUUGCAACACCAAGAGCAGCCAGGAUGAACCUCAUUCGGAGAUAUGGUGUGACGACUCCUACCACGGGCAAGGGACGCGCCCGGUCUUCGUGCGAGCGAAGAUCACUGAGCUGGGCAAGGAGGACUCCUGGUGCGCGUGCCUCACUCCUGAGGCCAAAGCUGCCGCGCGGGAGGACCCGAAGUCCGGCUCGACCAUCAUCAGGCUGUCAGAGUAUCCUGAAUGUGCAGGCGACAAGCAGCGGUGUUUCCGGCCGAAAGCCGCCGGCCCGCCGCCGUGAAAAGCGGCGAUGGGCCGGAAGUUUGGUGGGCAACUCGAAGUCCAGUUGCGGGUUGUGUUUUUUGUGAGGG